Serendipita indica DSM 11827 is the source of this 1038-nucleotide messenger RNA. The record is from the annotation of a GenBank genome assembly. NCBI's taxonomy places the organism in Eukaryota, Fungi, Basidiomycota, Agaricomycetes, Sebacinales, Serendipitaceae.
AUGUCUGCGGCAGAGGACGAGCCAGCAGCGUCGACGAGCGCACCCAGGAGUGGAACUUACUAUCCAGCACCCGACGAGCUUGAUCCAAACGUGCCCAUCAACCUGAGCUCGUUGCGUGACGCCCCAGCAGGCGGAGACGGUAAACCGUUGUAUUCGAGACUCAUCGAGAGAGAGCACAGAUAUGCCAUCAAGGGCUCACCUGAGAACCGGCUGUUGCUGGAAGAAAUUUACUAUGCAAUCGAGCAAAGGUAUCCAUAUUUCAAGACGGCACCCGCGGGUUGGAAGAACUCUGUGCGGCACAACCUGUCCCUCAAUUCUUGCUUUCAAAAGGUUCCUCGACCAUUGACCGACCGUGGCAAGGGUUCGUACUGGACGGUCGACGACUCUGUAGACCCCAAGCAAGGCAUCCAUCGCGUGCGGAGCCGUCGCAGGAAAAACAAACACGCGGGCGAUCACACUGCGAGCCCGGGGCCCUAUGGAUUUGGAUAUGGAGGUGCAGAUGGGUCGUACGACGCUUAUGCCGCAAUGUAUCCGUACGGAUACGAAAAUGCCAUGUUUCCUCCGCAUUUUGCACCACCGGGCGGCGAGAUGACAGGUGCUCCGAUGACAUUCGCCGAUGGACAAUCGUCGCUCGGGGCGACAACAUCAGCUGGUGCUUCUGCGGGAGGACAGGCAGCGACGACGACGACGACAACGACGACAACGGCCACCACAAUUACCGCGCCGGGACCUGGGGCUUCUUCUUCCUCCGACCAUGGACCUGAGAAUGUAGAUUGGAAGGGGUUGUACCUGAGUGAACUGGAGCGACUCAAGACGAUUACACGUGAGCAAGACAAAGAGGAGGCACCGCAAGAAUGGUACAGGAUGAUGAGCAUGCGCCUGCGAAUGGGGAUGAUGGGGCUGGCGCCCUUUACGGGAAUCGAGCAGCAGACGAGCCAUCUGCGCUCACACCAUCGGCACGAUCUGCAUGGGGUGCUCGAGCACGAGGCAAUGGAUGACAGCGGAGUAAUGGAGGAAGACGAUGAAGAGGACGAGUAG